ACUUCUGUAGGUUCAUGAAGUAAAUUUAGCUCCUGACUUCAGAGAUGGGUUGAACAAACCGUGCAAGCUGUAACUGUGCUGUUGAAGUUCUAAGCACCUCUUUUAUUGUGGCACCAGAGAUGAAAGACUGAGCACAACUAGGUGUUGAAAAGUCUCCUAGGACUUUGGAAAGCUGAAUGGACUAAACAUGAAGAGCCUGAAAGCGAAGUUCAGGAAGAGUGAUACCAAUGAGUGGAACAAGAACGAUGACCGCCUGCUGCAGGCCGUGGAGAAUGGCGAUGUGGAAAAGGUGGCUUCGCUGCUGGGCAAGAAGGGGGCCAGCGCCACCAAGCACGACAGCGAGGGCAAGACCGCUUUUCAUCUUGCUGCUGCAAAAGGACAUGUGGAAUGUCUCCGGGUCAUGUUUACACAUGGUGUGGAUGUGACUGCCCAAGACAGUACUGGACACAGUGCUUUACACCUUGCUGCCAAGAACGGCCAUCACGAGUGUAUCAGGAAACUUCUUCAGUCUAAAUGCCCAGCUGAAGGUAUUGACAGCUCUGGGAAAACAGCUUUACAUUAUGCAGCGGCGCAGGGCUGCCUUCAAGCUGUGCAGGUCCUCUAUGACCAUAAGAGCCCUGUAAACCUCAAGGAUUUGGAUGGGAAUAUACCACUGCUUCUUGCAGUACAAAAUGGCCAUAGUGAAGUCUGUUGCUUUCUCCUGGAUCACGGAGCAGAUGUCAAUUCCAGGGACAAAAAUGGAAGAACUGCUCUUAUGCUGGCUUGUGAGACUGGCAAAUCUAACAUCGUGGAAGCCUUAAUUAAAAAGUGUGCAGACCUAAAACUUAUAGAUUCUCUUGGACACAAUGCCUUACAUUAUUCCAAACUCUCAGAAAAUGCAGGAAUUCAGACCCUUCUAUUAUCAAAAAUCUCUCAGGAUGCUGAGUUAAAGACCCCAACAAAACCAAAGCAGCAUGAACAAGUCUCUAAAAUAAGCUCAGAAAGAAGUGGAACUCCAAAAAAACGCAAAGCUCCACCACCUCCUAUCAGUCCUACCCAGUUGAGUGAUGUAUCUUCCCCAAGAUCAAUAACUUCUACACCACUUUCGGGAAAAGAAUCACUAUUUUUUGCUGAACCACCCUUUAAGGCUGAGAUUAGUUCUAUACGAGAAAACAAAGACAGACUAAGUGACAGUACUACAGGUGGUGAUAGUUUAUUGGAUAUAAGCUCUGAAGCUGAUCAACAAGAUCUUCUUGUCCUACUGCAAGCAAAAGUUGCUUCCCUUACCUUACACAAUAAGGAGUUACAAGAUAAAUUACAGGCCAAAUCACCCAAGGAUACAGAAGGAGAUCUAAACAUUGGCUCUUUGCAUUCUACUCAGUCUGAUUUGGUGCCUUCCCUGGGCAAACCUAGUGAUGCUGAUCCCCCAGACUCCAAAUCAUCUCCACCUGAUGUAACACAUUUUGCAGACAACAAUAUCAGAAUUCAGCAACUACAAGAAAGUUUGCAAGACUUGCAGAAGAGAUUGGAGAGCUCUGAGACAGAGAGGAAACAGCUACAGAUUGAGCUUCAAAGCCGAAGGACAGAACUAAUGUGCUUGAAUAACACAGAGAUUUCAGAGAAUGGCUCUGACCUCAGUCAGAAACUUAAAGAGACUCAGAGCAAGUAUGAAGAGGCCAUGAAAGAAGUCCUCAGUGUGCAGAAGCAGAUGAAACUGGGUCUCCUAUCACAUGAGAGUGUGGAUAGCUAUCCGUGUCUCCAUGACCUGAGGGUCACUGAUGAGAAAAUAGAUGUGCUAAAGCGAGAUCUACAGAACGCAUUACAAGAAAGUGAAAGAAAUAAAGAGAAAGUAAGAGAGUUAGAGGAAAAACUUGUGGAGAGAGAGAAAGGUGCUGUGAUUAAGCCACCAGCAGAAGAGUAUGAGGAAAUGAAAAGUUCAUAUUGCUCUGUUAUUGAGAAUAUGAAUAAGGAGAAAGUGUUUUUGUUUGAGAAAUACCAAGAGGCCCAAGAAGAAAUAAUGAAAUUGAAAGAUACACUAAAAAUUCAGAUGACACAAGAAGCUAGUGAUGAAGCUGGAGACAUGAAAGAGGCCAUGAACAGGAUGAUAGAUGAACUUAAUAAACAGGUAAGUGAGCUGUCACAGCUGUACAAAGAAGCCCAGGCUGAGCUGGAGGAUUACAGGAAGAGGAAGUCUUUAGAGGAUGUAACAGCUGAAUAUAUUCACAAAGCAGAACAUGAGAAACUGAUGCAAGUGUCAAACGUGUCCAGGGCCAAAGCAGAAGAGGCACUUUCUGAAAUGAAGUCUCAGUAUUCAAAAGUGUUGAAUGAGUUGACCCAACUCAAACAACUGGUAGAUACACAGAAAGAGAACUUUGUGUCUAUCACAGAACAUUUGCAAGUGAUAACCACCCUGAGGACAACUGGGAAAGAGAUGGAAGAAACAAUAGGCAGUCUUAAGGAGCACCUCGCAAGCAAAGAAGUGGAAGUGGCAAAGCUGGAGAAGCAACUUCUAGAGGAGAAAGCCGCCAUGACCGAUGCAAUGGUACCUAGGUCUUCCUAUGAAAAGCUCCAGUCAUCCUUAGAGAGUGAAGUGAGUGUGCUAACGCUGAAACUAAAGGAUUCAGUAAAAGAGAAAGAGAAAGUUCAUGCAGAGGUUGCCCAGCUUCGGAGUGAAGUCGCACAGGUGAAAAGGGACAAGGAAAACAUUCAGGCAUUCUUGAAAUCCAAAGAGGAAGAAGUAAAUGUACUUCUGCAAAAAUUCCAGCAAGCUCAGGAAGAAAUCGCAGAAAUGAAAAGAUAUUCUGAGAGCUCUUCAAAACUGGAGGAAGAUAAAGAUAAAAAGAUAAAUGAGAUGUCAAAGGAAGUCACGAAAUUGAAGGAGGCCCUGAACAGCCUCUCACAGCUCUCCUAUUCAACAAGCUCAUCCAAAAGACAGAGUCAGCAACUGGAAGUGCUGCAGCAGCAGGUCAAACAGCUACAGAACCAGCUGGCUGAAUGCAAGAAACAACACCAGGAAGUCGUAUCAGUUUACAGAAUGCAUCUUCUAUACGCUGUGCAGGGCCAAAUGGAUGAAGAUGUCCAGAAAGUACUGAAACAAAUCCUUACCAUGUGUAAAAAUCAGUCCCAGAAGAAGUAAAGUGGAUUCCUUGGCAGGACACUGCCCCUAUUCUCCAUCUUUGUUGUAGAUCUGGAGUUGGUGGCGACCACUACCAUUGUUCUCAUUUGUGUUAUGCACUGUGACCAGCAUAGCUUCUUUCCUUUCCAAAGUUUCUGGGGAUUGGUCCCGGGCGAAGGCUGUUCUCCACAGAACUGCUUAGAGACUUCAGACCAGCAGAGGUGAUAGUCCCAGUCAUCCUUUCAGAUUCCACAGUUGGGAUUAGGCACAUCUAGAAGUCUGAUCCUGGUGUUGGCAGCUGGCCAUCCUGCUUGGUAUCUGAAUAGCUGGUGGCUUUAUCACUACCAAGUAAUCUGCAGAGGCUACAUGCAGUGAAUGCUGCUUCAGUUCUGCCCUUCAUCUGUGCCAUUCAGUAUAGCAGAGCUUUUUUUGCCUUUGGCUUCAAAUCCCAAAACAUAAUUUAAUUUCUAACCAAAUUACUAAGGCACUAGUUAAAACCCUUUAUCACAGCAGCCUGUAAAGUUAAAAGCGCUAAUUCAUAGUUCCUUCCCAGCUGCCUUAUGUAGCUCAUCACCCUGCUUAUCAAUCUCUUUGAUGAGCAUUAUUAACUAAAAUAUGAAGUUUAAAAACAGAAGCAAAUUUGUCUUAAAGUUUUUUCUUAAGUAAAUCAUUAACAUAUUACAAAUAUUCUAUGCAAACUUGGCUCCUGCUAUUAUCCAUGAAGCUCAGGAAAUCCAAAUAUUUGUAUUUCAACAAGGGACAGUAAACUGUAUGUUUACAGCCAAAAGAAAUGCCUCAUAGUUCUUAACCUCAAUUUUUUAAAAGUGUUUUUUUUCUCUAUAAUGUUUUUAUUGGCUCUCAAAGACAUUUUCAUAUUUAAACCCUAAAUAAGCAAAAUUGCAUUAGAUUAUAUUAACAAAGUAUUUUUAGGUAACCAUGCUUAAGACUUUUUAAAAAUAGAACUUUUUCCUCAAAGUUUUCAGCUAUAGAAAAAGUAGUUAUGUAUUCAAAUCUUAAUAUAAGCUGCCACUUAAACCCCCAGGACUUUCUGCCACAGUGCUCUCAGAACUGUAGUGCAUUUCUUAAUAUAGUAAUCCUCUUUUUACCCAUUGAAUAUUUACAAGUGUCCCAACUCAAAAAGUGGCCAUAUGUUAUCUCUGGAAGGAUUGCUAAUACUAAUCAGUUUUUUUAACUUUGAAACUAAAAAUCUUGAUAUGGUAAAAUGGUUCAUAGCAAAAAUCUUAGGGGAAAAUGUUCCUGUUCCCUUUAUUUUCAGGUUUAAAAUGUUUCUAACUUGCUUGCAGCUUCUUUUAUGGUAAUGAUCUUGAGGGAAAAAAUAAUAUAAUUUUCAUAUGAAGUUAAAAGUAGAGGCCUACUCUGACAGGGACCACAUACUGCAGAGAUCCCUGAACUCAGGGGUACUUGGCUCAACUGGAUGUUAAUCUGUAUUGGAUGAGGACCAAUGAAAGAAAAACAAAAA
Messenger RNA from Fukomys damarensis (Damara mole-rat), 4574 nucleotides. It is a transcript of the gene Rai14, whose product is annotated as retinoic acid induced 14. The transcript has 18 exons. NCBI's taxonomy places the organism in Eukaryota, Metazoa, Chordata, Mammalia, Rodentia, Bathyergidae. The record is from RefSeq and is a predicted model, not a curated record. The coding region runs from base 188 to 3115 and encodes 975 amino acids. Gene Ontology annotation, molecular function: actin binding.